UCCAUUCGUUGAUUGCGUGCGGUUCCACUUCUCAGUUCUCAGUUCUCAGCUCUCAGUCAAAUUGUAAAUUGUACAAAUAGCAGCAUUUAAGGGAUUUGUGGCGGGAAAAAGUACAACAACGCGUCUUUUUAUCUGAAAAGUAAUUUCUUUAUAGUCAACUUAGUUUAGUUGCAACAUGGAAACGGAGUCGCUUAAUCGCAAGAACUCCUCGAGAAAAAGCUCCAUUGUGAAUGGCAAUGGCGAUGCAUCCACCAAGCUGACAAAUGGAGAUGCUGACAAUGGCAGUGGAGGUGGAGGUGAUGCUGGAGGUGGCGAGGUGACACUUAAGGCCAAAAUGAGUUUAUUGAAUGGCUGCACGGUGAUUGUGGGCUCAAUCAUUGGCUCUGGUAUCUUUGUCUCACCCACCGGAGUGUUAAUGUAUACGGGCAGUGUGAAUUUGGCUCUGGUUGUGUGGGUUCUAUCCGGACUCUUCUCAAUGGUUGGCGCCUAUUGCUACGCUGAGUUGGGCACAAUGAUUACAAAAUCGGGAGCGGAUUAUGCGUACAUUAUGGAAACCUUUGGCCCUUUCAUGGCAUUCAUGCGUCUCUGGAUCGAGUGUAUGAUUGUGCGUCCCUGUUCCCAGGCGAUUGUGGCAUUAACAUUUAGUACCUACGUGCUGAAACCCUUCUUUCCGGAAUGCACACCGCCCGAGGAUGCAUCGCGAUUGCUCGCCGUUUGCUGUAUAUUGGUACUAACCUUAAUCAAUUGCUGGGACGUUAAAUGGGCCACCGCUGUGCAGGAUAUCUUUACUUAUGCCAAACUGUUCGCCUUGUUUAUCAUCAUUGCGACGGGCAUGUACCAACUUUAUAUGGGUAAUGUGAAAUACUUUACUUUCGAUAACAGCGAUACGAAGGUUACUUCCUUGGCGUUGUCCUUCUACUCGGGAUUGUUUGCCUACAACGGCUGGAAUUACUUGAACUUUAUCAUUGAGGAGCUGAAGGAUCCAGUCAAGAAUCUACCACGCGCCAUUGCCAUCAGUUGUACACUUGUCACCGUCGUCUAUGUCCUGGCAAACAUUUCCUUCUACACCAUCCUCUCCCCAGAAGAGGUCUUAGGCUCCUCCGCGGUGGCUGUCACCUAUGCGGAGCGGGCCUUUGGCAUGCUGGCCUGGACCAUACCAGUUUUUGUCGCUCUUUCAACUUUUGGUGCCGUCAAUGGCAUUUUGCUCACCUCCUCCCGUCUCUUCUAUGCGGGCGCCAAUGAGGGUCAGAUGCCAGAGAUUCUAACCAUGAUUCAAAUUCAACGUUUUACACCCACACCUGCUGUGCUGGCGAUGGCAUUUCUCUCCAUGUUGUACCUUACGGUAUCCGACAUUUUUGCGCUUAUCAACUAUGUGGGCUUUGCCACUUGGCUGAGCAUUGGCGUCGCUGUACUUUGCCUGCCUUGGCUGCGUUGGGCUCAGCCCAAUUUGCCACGCCCCAUUCGGGUGCCGUUGGUGUUCCCCAUUGUGUAUCUGAUUGCCACAGUGUUUGUCACCGUGGUGCCAAUGUACGCAAGUCCCGUCGAGACGGGCUAUGGCAUACUGAUGAUACUGUCCAGCAUACCCGUCUAUUUGGUAUUCAUCGCCUGGAAGAACAAACCAAUCUGGUUCCAAAAAUCCAUGGGCGGAGUUACACAAGCACUACAGAAACUGAUGAUGGUUGUGCGUCCAAAAGCGUCUUCAAAGUAAGCCUCACACAUUUCCUACAAAAACUGCUCAUGGUACUCGGCAAGCAGACGAAACCAGCUCAGGUGUAGAGAUUAGUGAAUGGAUAUAUCCAAGGGGGAACUGCGAUGAAAUUAUUAUGGAAACAGUUAGAUCACGUUGGCCAACAGCAAAUGAUAGCAUUUAAAAAAUUCAAACAUUGCAUAGUAAACUCAAAAAGCUUUUGUGUAGCCAGACAAUUCUGGGUAUGGUUAUGAGAGCUAGACGCUCUUUAAACUUCAAUUUCCAACUUUAAAGAGCGUCCAACUGGCAAUCUAAAUACUACUACGAAUAGAUAUGUAUAUUUUUAUAUAUGUUUUAAGUUUAAACUAAGCCCCAGGGCAGCGUGUUUAUAUUCGAAAUGCAAAAUAAAACUAACACAAAGCUUUGAACUUAAUUGCUUAAGACUGUGAAUCAAAUGGAAAUUACAAGGAAAACAAAUAAAUAGUGGAUAUUGUUCAAAGCUUAAAUGUUAAUUGGAUUUUGAUGUUUGACAACUCUUAAAAAAUAUUGUAAAUUCUUCACAAUAUUCAAAUUAUUUUCCAAAAACCAAUUUAAUCUCAUCACGUUUGAGUUUAAGUAAGAGUGUUACAUUGUAAUUUUUAAUGGCAGCGCUUUAAAAAAUAUUUAGUUAAGAAAUUGGUAUGAAAUACAUAACGCAACAUACUCAGAAAUGCGGUUACAUACUUUACAAUCACGGCAUUCUAAUAGAUUCACAAUAAUCAUCUUAAUUUUAAAGAUUCUCAAAUUAUGUUUAGUUAUUUAAGAAGGAACUCAUCUGCCAAACCAGUUGAAAUGCAGUUACAUUACAAACUUUUAUGGCCAAAACAAAACAGUACAGUACAUCGCGAUUCGCACAUAUCCGAAAAAAAACAUUGCCAAGAUACAAAACAUAUUUAAAACAAAUAUUAUAAACAAAUUCCAGUAUAUAAUUCAUUUAUGUAUGUGCAUUUAUCAAUUGUUUGAAUGUAGCUUUGAGUGUUUUUAGCGUUUUAUCGUUACGCAUUGGUAUAAAUCAAAUUACAUAUUAAAUACAUAACUAUGGUA
Messenger RNA from Drosophila innubila, 2770 nucleotides. RefSeq names its product Y+L amino acid transporter 2. Gene Ontology annotation, biological process: amino acid transmembrane transport. The record is from RefSeq and is a predicted model, not a curated record. Gene Ontology annotation, cellular component: membrane. Gene Ontology annotation, molecular function: L-amino acid transmembrane transporter activity. The transcript has 10 exons. Lineage: Eukaryota; Metazoa; Arthropoda; Insecta; Diptera; Drosophilidae. Bases 176 to 1708 code for a protein of 510 amino acids.